Molecule: messenger RNA, 1498 nt
Organism: Carassius carassius (crucian carp)
Lineage: Eukaryota; Metazoa; Chordata; Actinopteri; Cypriniformes; Cyprinidae
Product: E3 ubiquitin-protein ligase rnf168-like
Exons: 7
Coding region: 46-1440 (464 amino acids)
Biological process (GO): double-strand break repair; protein ubiquitination
Cellular component (GO): nucleus; site of double-strand break
Molecular function (GO): ubiquitin-protein transferase activity; nucleosome binding
Source: RefSeq, a predicted model, not a curated record
GAGAGAGAGAGACCUCACACAGUGAGUGUAGAGACGUCUCUUAGGAUGCCUCCUGUGUCUGGAGAGGAAGAAAGCUCCGGGGGUCUCAAGCGUUCAGACUGCCUUUGUCCGGUGUGUCUGGACAUAUUCCUGGAGCCGGUCACUUUGCCCUGCAUGCACACCUUCUGCAAACCCUGCUUCAUGCAAACCGUGGACAAGUCCAACAUGUGCUGUCCGCUCUGCCGGAAACGUGUGUCCACUUGGGCGCGACUCAACAGCCGGAAGAAGACCUUGGUGAACGAGGAUCUGUGGAGACGCAUACAGGAGGCUUUUCCCACUCAGUGUGAGCGGAGAGCGCAGGGGAUCGAGGACGACGAUGAUGCUGUAAUGAUCCCGAGACCCCGCGUGUGUCCGCCGGGAGAGCUGAGGAAAGAGUAUGAGGAUCAGAUCAGUAAGCUGCUGGAGGAGAAGCGAGCUCUAGAGGAAGCCGAGAGGAGAGCCAGUGAGGAGUACAUCCAGCAGCUCCUGGCUGAGGAGGAGGAGCGCACGACGGAGGAGAGGAGGAGACGGGAGGAGCGGCAGCUGGAGGACGAUGAGAAGAUGGCCAGACUGCUGAGCCAAGAGCUGAAUUCAGGACCAAUCUCUGAAACAUCAUGUUCUUCUAAACCUGCUCAUAAUCCACCAGCAAAGAAGACAAAACCAAACACGGGGGACAUUGAGAAGUUUUUGCGUCCAGUGGCUCAUAAGCGGCCGAGCAGCCCAGACUCCUCCUCUCUGAUGGCCAAUAAGGAGAACAUUCUGAGCCCUACAAAAUCCCUCUCAGCUCAGUCUGCGGAGGACACAAGCAAACUGAGCAGGUCUGUGCUGGACUACAGCGGGAACCCCUCCAGCUCAAGUCCCAGCUUGGGCUCCAGCUCCGAACACACGUCUGUGUUGAACAGUCCGAACAGCAGCUCGAUGAAAAGGAAGAGUUCAGAGAUGGAGCUUCAGACGGAAGCGGAUCUGCUCGGUAAGAGGCUCUGUGCUGCUCCACAGUGUGAGUCUCCUUCAGCCGACAGCACGUUCCUGUCUGAAGUGACGUGGUACGAGGAGGCCUUACGGAGCCGCUGGCAGCAAGAGGAGGAGGACCGCAGACUGGCCAUGAGACUUCAGAAGGAGCUGAACCGUGAAAACACUGUGGACCGCAGGAAGGGUUCAGCCAACAGCUACUCGCUCCGGCAAAAACACACUCCGCCUUCCACAAGCACAGACACAGACGAGGAAAACACGAAAAAGAACAUCAGUACGACACGGUCGACUGCGAGGAACAACACGGGAUGCAGGGACCGAGAGAAGACCGAAAACAGACUGUCUGGUACAGCAGGAACGAACUCUGUAUCUUCUCCUUCAACAACCGUCCCGGGGGCGAAGGGGGCGAAACAGACCACCCUUACGGAGAUGUUCCCCAACCUGAGCAGCUGAACGAUGCUCUGCUGCUUUUAUCUGGGAUCUUGUUCACCCUUCAGACUCGAACCCUUGU